Molecule: messenger RNA, 1304 nt
Organism: Rhodotorula graminis WP1
Lineage: Eukaryota; Fungi; Basidiomycota; Microbotryomycetes; Sporidiobolales; Sporidiobolaceae
Exons: 5
Coding region: 1-1194 (397 amino acids)
Source: RefSeq, a predicted model, not a curated record
AUGUCGACCCAGCUCUCCGACGAGCAGAUCAUCGCGGCCUUUCACGUCUUCUGCCGCGACGCACUCGCCCAGGCUCGAGCCGAGGGCUUGCUCGACGACGGCGACCUCGAGCAGGCUGACGUCGACGUCCAGGUCGCUGGCCCUGCCCUCGCCCUCUUCUUCGCGGCCCUUGGAGCUCGCGGCUCGCCGCCUUCCAUCUCGUCGCCCGAUGCCGCCUUCUCGCUCACGACCGACAACUGCCCCGACACGUUCCGCAACGCCUUCUCGCUGUGGCAGCGCACGGUCGAGCCGGUGCAAGGGUUCUCGUCGACGGCGCGGCACGACCUCGCCCUGCUGCUGUGCGAGAAGGAGGUCAAGUCGAGCCCGCUGCGGCUCGACGUCGCCCGUAUCGCCGCCGACUUGAAGGGCAUUGCCCUCGAGAUCCUUCAGCGCCGCUCCUUCCAGAUGCGCUUCCGCCACGACCUGCAGGCCGCGCUCGACACGUCGAUCCGCCCUCGCACCAGUACCGACAGCGAUCGACCACACGCCGCGUACGAGCCGCCGCCGAUGUACUACGAGGGCGAGCCGACGCCCGACACGAAGCGCGCGCACGCGCACCUCGCCCAACACGACGCGCCCGAGGCCAACGCCGAUGCGGCCGCCGACGGCGAGGGCCUCGCGCUCAUCCGCGAGACGCUGUACGCCGCCCUCGGCGAUGUCAUGGUCGAGACGCCGGCCAUCCUGUCGAUGCUCGCUCGAGGCGCCGACUACGCCCCGCAAGCGUUCUUUGCCUCGACCGCGUUGGCCAUCCUCGACGUCGCCUUGACCCGGGUCGACGAGCACGGCGUCCGACCUGUCCACAUGGGCCAUGGUUCGCCAACUCGCAUCGGCUUGAGGGACACACCUCCCUAUCUUCGACCUCUACUCGGCGGCCUCGUCGAGCUCUCGCAGGCGAGUCGGGCGCUACAGGACGAGGACGACGCGCGAGCGGUGCGCGAGGCGACCGAGGGCGUCGAGCAGCUCACGCCGCCGAGGCUCGACCAGCUCCGCGAGCGGCUCGUGCAGGGCGUCGGCGCGACCGAGGAGGAGGACGUGCAGGUGCAGGCGAUCGCGAACGGCGUCAACCAGCUCGCUCUCGGCAUGUCGUCGCUGCCGGCGUUCCGCGAGCGGCAAGCCCAGGCGCUGCAGGUCCUGGUCGCCAUCACCGCCAUGUGAGCCCGAGGAGGAGAAGGAGCGCGAGUCGAGGGAGGGACAGAGUCGAGGAUGGCCCGUUUGUGCCCAUGUUGUCGUCUAGCCUGCCAUGUCAAUCGAGUCUCGUUCCUCCU